Molecule: messenger RNA, 722 nt
Organism: Cucurbita moschata (crookneck pumpkin)
Lineage: Eukaryota; Viridiplantae; Streptophyta; Magnoliopsida; Cucurbitales; Cucurbitaceae
Product: NADH dehydrogenase [ubiquinone] 1 alpha subcomplex subunit 2-like
Exons: 3
Coding region: 132-419 (95 amino acids)
Source: RefSeq, a predicted model, not a curated record
AUUGCAAUAAGACCGUAAAAAUAACAAAAAUUCCGUCGCUACUUGGCAUUGGCGUAGCCUCGAUAGGCAUCUGGGAAGGAGCUUCAUUCAUCUGAGGUAGAGUGACUUCACGAACAGCGAGAGACGGAGAAAUGGCCUGGAGAGGACAGCUAUCCAAGAAUUUGAAGGAGCUUCGGAUCUUGCUCUGCCAAACCUCUCCUUCAAGCGCCCCCGCUAGGGCAUUUGUGGAAAAGAAUUACAAAGAACUCAAGACUUUGAAUCCCAAAUUUCCAAUAUUGAUCCGGGAGUGCAGUGGAGUCGAGCCGCAAUUGUGGGCUAGAUAUGACAUGGGCAUUGAAAGGGUUGCUCGUCUAGAGGGUUUGAGCGAGGCACAGAUCUCGAAGGCACUUGAAGACCUAGUCAAAGUUGGGGCAUCCUGAAAGGAGUAAUCUGCUGUGCUAUUGUACUGCAACAGACGUCAAUAAAUGCACGAGUGGAACUUUUGUUGAGAUGCUUUUGUGUUUACAUUCUGUUCGCUCAGCUCUUUUGAGAUUAUUGCUCAAAUAUUCAUCUUCAGAAAUCAUGUUUCUGGUACGUAUGUCUAUUUGUCUAUAUGGAGAGUUAUUGCCAUAAUGGUGAUAAUGAGUUCCACAUUUUCCUCAUACAAUUGGUCACAAUAAUUUCAUAGAAUUGGAUACGUUCUAUUUUUAGAUGGAAUGGAUCUAAAAUGCUUAUUUCUAUCU